AUAGUCGCAAUCAUUCCUGCAGAUAAAUGAAUUGAAAAGACAACACAGUCCAGCCCUGAUGAAUGGGGGAGAGGAGGAGGGGGCGCGGUCACAUGGCACAGGAGCUGCGGCGCUCAUUGGUUGGGCCCCUUUUCCCCCCCAGUAACAUCCACUCACCAAAUAACAAUCCACGGUGCAGGGCCCACGCUUCUAUUGGCCUCUUUGCAUCAUCAAUCCCAGAUAUUGUGAGAUUGCUGACUGUGGAUUUGGUUAAAAGGCUGAAUAACAGCAAAACAAAAAAAGUUGAGGAAGAGAAAACAAGGAGCUGCCGUGUAGAGAGUCGAGGCACGUUCUGCAGCCACAUACUGCAGUAAUGGGAAGCAAAUGUGUCAGAUUGUCUUUGUUAACGUGGGCACAUUGGAUGUUAAAGAAAACACUUUGGUGGUUUAAUUUGUUCCUUUUUUUGUAUGUGAGAACUCAAACAUGAUAUAUUAGCCUCACUAUUUGUCUGCUGAAAGAUCAAAAGGCUAACCCUUGUUUGAAUGAUACAAAAAGAGAAAACCACAAGAUUAAAUUAGGACAUUUUCUUAAUUUUUCUGGGUGGACAGGAUUGUAAACAAUCAUUAAAGCAUUCAAAGGUGCACGCUCAUUACGCACGUCAUGGCAUGCGUGUUCAUGCACACACCACUUCUCCAUCUUUCCCCCAGAACCCAUCACGGUAAAACCUUGAUGUUUGAUAUAUAAAGUCUGCACACUGUCAUCACUCUCUUUUAUGAACUUAUAAAGAAUCCACAUUACAUUUUGUUUUCUCUCUCUGUGUGUUUUGCAGCCCUGCAUUUCUCCUCGUGAACACAUUGUUACAGCUCACACCAGUGCAACAUCUGGGCUUUAGAUUUCCACAUCAUCAUUCUCACCACCAGCAGCAGCCCACGCUCACAACAAGGGUUAUCUUCAAUAUCUUGGACACUUUCUGACUUGGAUCUCCUUGUAUCCAUAAUGUACUCUGCUCUGCUUGUGCAACUUACUCGUUUUAUUUUUUAUUAUUUGCAGGUCAGUGAUGCAUGGCCUGUGUGCAAGACGUUGUGGGUUGUCGACGUUAUCAAGUGGGAUUUGCGGCGCUCUCUGCAGGAACCUCCGGCUGCUAGAGUUCAAAGCCACAUGCACAGACCGUGCCAUGCAAACCAUUAAAAAUAUCUUCUUGGCUACUAGGCUAGUUUCUUACAAGGCAUUCUCCAAGUCAGUCUUAAGGAGACCAGGCAAAGAGGGGAGGUUUUGGUGUUCUCAACAUAACAAGUAGACCUACAACUUGAGCUGGAGGUUUUUUUUUUAGGCAGUUCGCUGCUUUACUUUGCAAACUUUGGAGGAAUCUUUCAACAGGUGGAAAACGGUAAGAAUGGCAAAUCAUUGACGAGGUCAAUCAGGUCCUAUAAUCAGCCUUGCACCAUGCAAAUAAAAAUUGGAAUUUGUGAAAAUAAAAAUAGUUCCUAGAAUUGUGCACAACUGAGUGCGUUUAAAGUUGAUGUGCGUAAAAUGACUCUAACUUUUAUUUCCAUUCGUAAAAGUAAAAAGAAAUGUGCCUUAAUUAAAAUUAAAUGACAGUUUAGGGAUAAAACAUGUCCAGAGUCUUACUUUAGGAUUUGAAAUGAUUACCAGGAACUGUUUAGGAUUUACAGUGAAAGCCACUCAGCCAGAUUUUUACGAGUCCUCUCUCCAAUAUUCAGCUUUUUUUCUUCUUCGUUUGUUUAGGAUCUAAGGCUUCUCUCUCAGUCAAGUAAAACAGGGCAGUAGUUUAAGUGCGUGCACAACUUGGGACCAGAAAUAGCACUUCAAAGUUUUGCAUUACGCUGGUGCUGUGAUGCCUCUGAAGGCUACAGCUGUGAGCCUCAUGAACCCCCACGCGAAAAGGCCAUUUAAUAAACAUCUUUUGGAUCCGUCAUGUCUCAAAAUAUUGACUCCAUUUCUAACGUGCUGGAUGUGACGCUGUCAGCGGCGAUGUUGACAAGUCAAUUCACAGGAGUAACCCCGGGGGGAAGUAGUUUCUGCAUUCUUUUUUUUGACUCAUAGAAAACAUAAAAGAAGAAUGAACGGAAUUCCCAUCCAGAGUAUGGACUUAAACACUUUGGUGUAAGAAAACCAAACUUUCUCUUUUUUUUAGUAUGUCUUGUCUGUUUUCUCACCAACGAAAAAUAAAAGAGUAAAAGAGUGUGAGGAGGUCAAGUCACUGAAUAUUUAAUGUACGCGCGUGUGUCAGUCUCUCUCUGUGCGAGUGUGUGUGUGUGUGUGUGUGUGUGUGAGACAACUCCUGCAGUGAUUUUUAAGUUAUUUUAAAAGGAUUACAAAGUACAACAUAAAUAAUCAUUUUUUUUAUUUGACACCAUGGUGAUCCACACUGCACGUGACCUUUAAGGUCACUACAAAGAUUAACAUCACACCACCUAUCCUCUCAAAAUCUGAAUCGACUGUAAACGCAGAUUUCGUUGCAAUGUAAAAAGAUGAAACACGAAAAUGUAUCAGUCCAAACUCUUAAUUAUAAUAAUAAUAAUAAUAAAACUAGUUCAAGACAGCAUGCAACUCAUUCCCUGACUGCAGUAUUCAGACAAAUUAAUUCAAAAUGUCCAACACGCUGAAGAAUAAAACGCAUCACCUGUAAAACAAACAUGUCGGAGCAUUUUGAUAAACACACUCACAUGUUUUUCUGAUAGUUUUAAAAGAACAAGUCAUGUGAACAAAAAUAUCUUUGACUGUGAAGAUUAAACACAGAACGCUUUAUAUUUCUUCUACGGCAGAUUAUCUUCCAUAACUUAUUUUUUUCUUUACAGCACUCAAAGCAAAAAGCAAACUCCUCUCUUAGCCUAUCAUCCUCGAUGGAACAAGAUUUGUAGUAACCGAUACUCACUGGUUUUAUUUUGAGCUUAAGUCUGCAACGGCACCAACUCCCGUGACCCUCAUCUGCUGCCGUCCUGGGUCUAAAGCAAAAUUACCCCGGAUCAUAACAACAGGUCCCGUCCAUUACAUUUUUUUUUCUCUCUCUUCGGGACAAUGGCCGCAGCUCGCCCCGUUCACACUUCCUACACACGCGGAUCCCACCGAGCAGAGCACCGAGUCAACGCCGAGGAAGACGCGGCAGGGCAAACGACUCGAGAUGCAAAUCUGGGAGUUUUAUAAAAGCGCAUAUUAAUGGUAUGUACCCCGGACUAUAUGAAACUCCCACGUGGAGCUUUCCUUCGCUACAGUGGAGAAGUCUUUCUCCGCUCGACGCCGAUCUUUAACGUGCGUAAAGUUGUGCGUAAAGUUAUUCUUCACGCGUAGCAGGGCAUAAUGAAGAUAUCACUGCAUUAUUUAUGAUCCUUAAACUUUAAUACUGACGAUAUGCAUGCUCUUGCAAGGCGGUCUGUGUUGUAAUAGCAUAAUCAACGUGGGGGGAAAUUGCUGUUUCAUGGCCGCGCAGCUUUUGUUCGCUGCGACAAAAGAGAGAGGAUUGUAUAUCUGGAUCAACUUUUGGAGACUUUUAUUGUACAAUAACCUUUGCAUAACAACUCUUUUUUCUCAAGCGUUGCCUGAGGCACUGCGCAUGCGCACUGGCCGCUCGCUGUCACUAAGACAUUUUUCUUCACGUUGGAAACUGUCACUGGUGACGUCAAUCACCGGGCUCUGACCAAUUAGAGCGCAGGGUGAUUGUUUAGCUCCACGGGCUGCAGCGCCUACCAUGAAUCUCUAUUCAGUAUCAAAGCGUCCUGCUGCUGCCUCUCAACCGAAUGGGAUUCCAUGUAGUCUGCAGAUAGACUUAACUUUAAAAAGUCUUUUUUUUUUCUUUAUUUUUCACUGCGAUUAAAAUAUAUUUGUCAUCAUCAUUAUUAUUUUGCCUGCUGUCAAGUUAUUCUAAAAUUAGGAAGUAAUGAGCGUGGAUGCACUGGGAAGCCCCGUGAUGGACCCUACGUUUUCCAAACGGAACACGGCGCUGAGAUUAGUUGACUUGGCAGGGGCUCACCACCAUCACCAUCAUCACCACCAUACCCCUCAGAGCGUGACAGGCUUCCCGGGGUUCAGCAGCCAUCCACACUCAAUGGCUCACUCGCACCCUGGGGAGAUUACUGCGGAACCCCGCCUGGGGCCGAGUCCAUUCGGGCCAGAACACAUGGGGCACUCCGCGGCCCUCAAAAUCAGCCCAGCCCAUCAUUAUCCCCACCACCAUCACCACCACCACAAUCAUCAUAUGGCAGGCCACAGUGAAGUGGUCUCCAGUCAAACGGGAGCUUUUGGCCCGGUUCAGGCGACAUCCGUGCCCUAUUCUAUGUCUCACACGGCCCAGGCUCUAUCCGCAGGUAGGGAUUUCCUCAUCCGGAGAGAUCUGACAGCUCAAGCCAUGCCAGUGCUGACUGACCAGACUGCUGGUUCAGCCUCUCACCACGGAAUGUUUGUCUCAACAACAGGUAGCUAUCCCGGACACUAUGGUCACCACCCUGACGCUGGGAACCAUACCCUCUUCUCCGGACUCCACCACGACCAGCCUUCUAGCGGAUCACCGGGUGGCCAAGCGUUGAAUGGACAAAUAAGGUUAGGACUACCUGGAGAAAUGUACGUUAGGUCUGAUCACUUGAGUCAAGUGGCAAGCUCCAGGGCUGAUCCGUUUUCAGCCUCGCCGUUGCACGGCUACGGUGGACUGAAUCUGAACAUGAAUCUGAGCGCUCAUCACCACCACCACCACCACCACGGAGCCGGCGCGUUUUUCCGCUACAUGAGGCAGCCGAUAAAGCAAGAGCUCAUCUGCAAGUGGCUGGAGCCGGACCACGCUCCGAAGAAACUCUGCUCCAAAACUUACAGCACCAUGCACGAACUGGUAACGCAUGUGACGGUGGAGCACGUCGGAGGACCCGAGCAGGCGAAUCAUAUCUGUUUUUGGGAAGAGUGUCCGAGGGACGGCAAACCCUUUAAAGCCAAGUACAAACUUGUAAAUCACAUCCGAGUACACACCGGGGAGAAACCGUUUCCGUGCCCGUUCCCUGGCUGUGGGAAAGUGUUCGCCAGAUCCGAGAAUCUAAAGAUCCACAAAAGGACUCACACAGGUGAGAAGCCCUUCAAAUGUGAGUUCGACGGCUGCGACAGACGCUUCGCCAACAGCAGCGACCGGAAGAAGCAUUCCCACGUCCACACCAGCGACAAGCCCUACAACUGCAAAGUGCGAGGCUGCGAUAAGUCCUACACACACCCCAGCUCCCUGAGGAAACACAUGAAGGUGCACUGCAAGUCCCCGCCGCCCAGCUCGGGCUACGAGUCCUCAACCCCGUCCCUGGUCUCCCCCUCCUCAGACUUGGGCCGAGAGCCAGGGGCCUCCUCGGUGCUGUCGGAGCCGGCGGGAGCCUCCUCCCAGCCCGCCAAUUUAAGCGAGUGGUACGUGUGCCACAGUUCAGGUGCCAGCGGAGCCCAGACACCGCCCAGUGGGGCCUCCACACCAGACCCAGCAGAUGAGCCACCGUACAGGAACCCGGAACCGAGGGACGCGUUUUAACCGCACUCAGACUCGGUGCCAGUGGUGACAGAACACAUUUCCAAAAGCUCAACUAUUAAAAAUGGUUUGGCUUUGUUGCCUAAAUAUGCCAGCAAAGGCCCACUGGUCCCCCCUCUCUUUUUUUUGGAUGAGCCACCAAACAGACACCCAGAGCCAAGAGACGCAUUGAAACCCACAUUGAAGGGGGAAACGUGUAAACCUUAAAGACGUGCUAAUUUCCAGGCACAAUAAAAAGAAUAUAUUUUGAAACCUCAGCGAUUGAAACGCUUGGCUCAGUGCCUGUUACGGCCCAACUGGCCCACUUGUGAGGGGGGGGAGUCGUGUAAAUCCGUCCUAGACGAUGUGGUACUUUAUUGUAGGCUAGGCAUGUUGGUGUCAAAUGAUUUUUGUAAAUUACGAGUUUUGACUUCGAUAUGUUUUUAUUUAUUUUUCAAACCUGAUCUCUCGGAAGAAUUUUUUUGUAUGAUCGAACCAAAGUGCAUGUUUUCAAUUUGGGGCAAACUUGUACAUUUUGUUAAUUUUUGUAACUCUCUAUGGCUGUGUUGAUGUUUUGUAAAGGAUCUUCACGUUUACACACUUUUCAUUUUUUCAUUUGUGCAGAGGCUCAACAAACAACUCAACUGUUUUUUCAGACGCCUGCAGUGUUUGAUAGACGAGCGUUACAAACUCUACAUGUUUGAUCCAAGUGGGCAUUUUGUGAUUUUUGUAUCAUUGUCGUCAAUAUAUAAAUAUAUCUAUAUAUAUUUUUUUUCUUUUUUGAAUAUCUGAAAAACGAGCGGCACUCAAACUGCGUACCGAACUGCCUUGUUAUAUGUGAGUAUUUUGAAUAAAUCUUGUAUGACUAAAAAUGAA
Messenger RNA from Labrus bergylta (ballan wrasse), 6337 nucleotides. RefSeq names its product zic family member 4 (gene zic4). The record is from RefSeq and is a predicted model, not a curated record. Gene Ontology annotation, biological process: regulation of transcription by RNA polymerase II. Gene Ontology annotation, molecular function: DNA-binding transcription factor activity, RNA polymerase II-specific; RNA polymerase II cis-regulatory region sequence-specific DNA binding. Lineage: Eukaryota; Metazoa; Chordata; Actinopteri; Labriformes; Labridae. Gene Ontology annotation, cellular component: nucleus.